Molecule: messenger RNA, 13926 nt
Organism: Exserohilum turcica Et28A
Lineage: Eukaryota; Fungi; Ascomycota; Dothideomycetes; Pleosporales; Pleosporaceae
Exons: 1
Coding region: 1-13926 (4641 amino acids)
Biological process (GO): secondary metabolite biosynthetic process; amino acid activation for nonribosomal peptide biosynthetic process
Cellular component (GO): cytoplasm
Molecular function (GO): phosphopantetheine binding; catalytic activity
Source: RefSeq, a predicted model, not a curated record
AUGGCGCAAACUUCCAUGCCAGUGUCCAAAGAGGUGGUGGUGGUGUGCAAGCUGCCGGUGUUCCCUGGGAGACAGGAGGAGUCCAAGGCUAUCGAAAGGGAGGAGCUAAAAUUUAGUGCGCCAUCUACGCCAUUGUCGGCAGCAACACUCGAAGCUGCAUGGUCUGCAUCACUCUGCUUGUACACCAAUCUAUCGCAGAUCGCCUUCCAAAUCAAAGCUGCCAACGCGAAGAUUGCGAGCAGAUCGUGCGAAAUACUGGAAACGACUGAGCUGCGAUCCAUCUCGAGCGGCCUUCGCAGCCAUGAAAACGCGUCGGAUUUGGCCGAGCAGGACCAGAGCAACACGGCCAUUGUAUACGCACGUAGCGAAGACGUCGUCUCCGCUGAUGGAGGCUCAACCCGAGAGUCUGCAGUUUCAGAAAAACUCUUAUGGCAGGGCGUUGAUCUCGCCUUGGUUGUCGAGCCAUCGGCAUACACCCUGAUUUUCCGUCGCAAUUUCAUGUCCAACCUGGAAGCCAGAAAUUUUGGCACAACUCUUUCGUGCACGCUUGAUGCUCUCCUGGAAAUUGAUAGCUCCAAGGUUUUCAGAGACCUCGGAAUCAGCCAGCACGACUUGCAAACCAUGCUGGAAUGGAACAAGAUAGAAUUCAUAUCCAAGAAGUCCUUGGUUCAUGCCGAAUUCGCUAGGACGGUUGAUUCACAGCCUGAUGCCGAGGCAAUCGAUUCAUGGGAUGGCCGAAUGACCUACAGAGAGCUUGAUACUCUUUCCACAAAUAUAUCAAGAGAGCUGCGACGCCGCGGAGUCGGCAUCGGAUCGUGGGUUCUGGUUUGUUUCAACAAAUCACGCUGGCCUGUCGCCUCUAUGCUGGCUGUGCUCAAAGCAGGCGCGGCCUUCGUCCCAGUGGAUCCUAGAUUUCCAGAAUCGCGUAUACGACAGAUCAUCGGGGUCACAAAGGCCAGCCAUGCGGUGGUCGCCGAGGAUGAUCUUGCCGCGCUGCUAAAGAGAGCAUCAUCAGAACUGCAGGUCAUCCAAGCCACCCGGAUCAGUGCCGCAGAUCCAUCGACCGAAGGGCAUACUGAGGAUCUUGUAAUACAACCACAUCACCCUGCGAUAUGCUUAUUUACAUCUGGAAGCACUGGAGUGCCCAAAGGCAUCAUUGCCCCUCAUGCUGCAGUCUGCACCGGGGCUUGGGAGUUUGGAAGGGUCGCCAACGCAACCCCUGCAGAGCGCAUGCUUCAGUUCGCAUCAUACACGUUCGACAUGUCCUAUGCGGACAUAAUCACCGCCCUGCUGCAUGGUUCCACACUCUGCAUUCCAUCCGAGGAUGACCGUAUGGGAAAUCUUCAGGAAUACAUCCAACGCUCACGCCCAACGUGGGCAAACCUGACGCCCACAGUGGCACGGCUUCUCGACCCUGCUGUUUGCUGCAAAACAAUAAAAAAGGUGCUGUUGGCCGGUGAGCUGGUUAAAGAGUCAGAUGUUGCUGGCUGGAUAGAUCACGGCGCGGAGGUGUAUAAUGUCUAUGGCCCAGCCGAGAAUAUCCUCAUCAUGAAUUUUGGACCUAUUUUCAAAGGAGCUGCUUACAGCACGUCUCGACCAAGGAAUUCUCGCCUUUGGGUUGCCGACUUGGAAAAGCGUCGCCUGAUGCCACUUGGCGCCGUUGGCGAACUGAUAUCUGAAGGACAGCAGAUUGGAGAUGGAUAUCUAAACGACCCAACUCGAACGGCUGCAGCCUUUCUGUCCGACGUCGGAUUUAUCCCGCAUCCGACGCCUGAGCAACCAUUUCCACGGCGAUUCUACAAAACUGGUGACCUGGGACGACAAUUCACAGAUGGCUCGUUCGAGGUAGUUGGUAGAGUCGACUCGCAAGUUAAGAUUGGAGGCCAGCGCGUGGAACUUAGUGAUAUCGAGUCACAUAUUAAGACGUGCAGCGCGGCUGUGGUUCUUCCCAAAAAGGGACCACUGGCUAACCGGCUAACUGCAAUCAUCGAAGAUCAAAAGAGGCAAGACGCAGAUGAUUCUUACUUCACAACUCCUGAUUCAGCAUUGGUGGAGGAGACACGUAAAAAGCUAGGCGAAAGCCUUCCUCCGUACAUGGUCCCAUCCCACUGGCUGGGAAUCGAAAACUUCCCAUACUCUACCUCGUCAAAGCUGGAUAGGAAACUUCUCCUGAACAAGGCUGAGACCCUGUCCCAGGAACAACUGAUUCGUCUCACCCAAACGGAAGACGAUUUGGAAGUUCAACAGACAGUCUCUCUCAACCAAGUGGAAACGCUCCUUCAGGAAAUCUGUAGCCAGAUGCUCAACCUUCCGAAGGAAAGAGUCAUCAUGACCCAGUCUUUUACUAAGCUCGGAGGAGACUCGAUCACAGCUAUGCAAAUUUCUGCCGCAACAAGGAAAUCCGGCGUCGGAUUUCUUUCUGUCAAGCAUAUCUUAACAUCGAAAUCGCUCCUGGACGCUGCUGGCCAUAUAACAGAGCAAAAGUCUUCACAAUUGGAGAUCCCAGUGAUUGAGGCGGAACAGCUCUUCCAUCUUUCACCGAUGCAGCAAUUCUUCGUAGAGACAGCGCGUACUUCUUCAGCCUGGCAUCACUACAACCAGAAUGUUCUCUUGCGGUUGACAGUGGAUGUGCAGCCGCAAAUCGUCCAACAGGCGCUAGCCGAUAUCAUCCAGCGGCACCCCAUGCUGCGUGCGCGGUUCCGAGCCUCUUCAGAUGGCGAAUGGAUGCAAUACAUUGCUGCUGCGAAAGAAUCUGAGUCCACAUUAGAAGUCAUUUCGGACCCCGUAUCAAGGGAUGAGCAAAAGCAAAGAAUGCUUCAAGCGCGGCAGUCACUCAAUCUGUUCGACGGCCCCAUCGUGCGCGCGCAACUUUUCACAAACACCACUGGAAAAGACUCGUUGCUGUUCAUCGUUGCGCACCAUAUUGUAAUCGAUUUGGUCUCUUGGAGAGUCAUCGUGGAAGAACUAGAAGCUUUCAUUGCUGCCCGGCUCAGGACACAUAGCCAGGCAAUUACGCCCAUCUCACACGAUCAGUCGCAAUCAAUUCACUUUUCUGCCUGGGCUGAGCUACAAAGGCGGUACAGCCGCCGACUCGUUUCUGCACAGACGAUCCCAUAUGGGCUAUUAGUGCCUGACACCGACUUUUCUUUCUGGGGGAUCUCGCCGUCUCAAAAUGUGUACAGCGAUGUGCAGGAAACACGUAUUGCUCUCGACUCAUCGCUCACGUCUCAGUUUCUCCACGAAUGCCAUCGCACGCUUCGAACAGAGCCUGUAGAUAUAAUCUUGGCAAGUAUCUUCAUGUCAUUCAGCAAAGUAUUUCCAGAGUACACGCUGCCUGCUAUCUUCAACGAGUCUCACGGAAGGGAGCCAUGGAACGACCAGAUUGACAUUUCCCAGACCGUGGGAUGGUUCACUGUCGUCGCGCCUAUUCUCUUGGAGAACGCCAAUACUGGCAAUGUUGUGGACGUGGUUCGCCGCAUCAAAGACUGGCGUAAAGCAAUGCCCGUCAAGGGGUUUCAGUACUUCUCAUCCAAGUACCUCACUGAAGAGGGACGAUCGGCUUACAAAAGCCAUCUGCCAGCUGAGAUUCUCUUCAAUUACGAGGGUCGAUACCAAUCUCUAGAAAAGAGAGAUGCGAUUCUCAAACCUGAAUCGUGGACAGCAGGCGAGGAGUUGGCGGACAUGGGUCCCAAUCUUCAGAGGUUCUGUUUAUUUGAGUUAUCGGCCGCUGUUCUUUCCGAUGGAAAGCUGCAUCUGACAAGUGCAUGGAACUCCAAAACACGGCAUCAAGACCGAAUACAGUCUUGGCUGGAGUCUGCUCUGCCUUCCGUUCUACAGGAUGUCGUCGCAUCGUUAUCCCUUGAACAAGAGCAACUGACUCUUGACGAUAUCGGACAACGCACCACCAUGGACUAUUUCGAGGUUGAUUCUCUUGCGCAAACGAUACUCACCAUUCCAGAAGUCAAGAGUCUUAACGACGUCGAGACGAUUCUGGACGGAUCUCCAAUGCAAGAUUCUUUGGCCUUGAGCCAGGUAAAAGCUACCAAUGUGGACGCGUACGAGAUCGACUUCACAUGGGAGGUCACGAAAAGUCACUUUGAUGGAGCAAAUGAGGCUAUCGGCUCCGAUCAGCUCCUAGCAGCUUGGCAUGAGACAGUGGCAUCCCAUUCCACACUCCGGACGGUCUUCUUGGAAUCGGCAAGUGCCACUGGGUCGAAUAUGAUUUACCAAAUUGUUCUCAAGAAGCAUGCAGCAUGCGCUAUCCUUCUCAAAGCGGAGAACUCUCAGGAUGCACUCCAGCAACUGAGCAGCUAUACGAUGUACCGAGACCAAGGCCUCUUCGCUGACAGGAGGCCCCCGCAUAGGCUCCUUAUCUGCUCAACCUCUGAUGGGAAGAUGUUUGUGAGGCUUCAGGUGAACCAUAUUCUGUUCGACGGAAUGUCUCAGAUGCCAUUGCUGAAAAGCCUUUCAAGAGCAUACUCCAAAAGUGCACCGGCUUUGGAUAGCUCACGAAACACCUUUGGUGAGUUCAUACAUUACAUCCGCGACCCACAGCGACGGAACCGCAGUCUGUUAUACUGGCAGGACCAUCUCAAGGGCGCCAAGCCAUGUCUUUUCCCUCAUUUGUUAGACACCAGGAUGGACCAGGAGGCACCCAAGUCCCAGAAGCUGCAGAGAUGCCACGCGCCAGUGCAUCUAGAGGUGCAACUAUCAGACCUACAACGCGUUGCAGGCAAUUUACAGGUGACCAUACCAACUCUGGUUCAUUUAGCAUGGGCGCUCGUGCUGCGGCUGUACACGGGCGAGAACCAUGCUGUAUUCGGAUACCUGGCUUCAGGGCGCGAUGCCCCUAUCGACGGCAUCGAAGACGCAAUUGGACCGUUUAUCGCCAUGUUUGUCUGCUUCGUGAACUUUGGCCAGGACGCAGAUUCGUCUUUGGUCGAGUUGAUGAACAAAAUGCAGGAGUCCUCAGCCGAUGCCAUUGCCCAUCAAGGAACCUCUCUCGCCGAGAUUCAGAGCGCCAUAGGAUUGCCAGGCAACUCCUUGCUAUUCAACAGCGGUAUCUCAUUCCUGCCUAAGCUUUCGCGACAAUCUCAGAUAGACCGCGGCCAUGAUCUGGUCUUUGAUACUAUCGCGGAGAAGGACCCCACCGAGUUCGACUUGUCUCUGUUUGUUGAACUCGAUGAUCUUGAGGGACAAAUUGCGAUGCGCUUUGACUUCUUGGGUUCGGCCUUUGGGAGCGAGCACAUCAAGAAUGUGGCUGGCUCACUUAGUCACAUGCUCUCAGAGUUAGUCCGCAAUCCUCAUCAAAGCCUGCGCCAAAUUUUGAAGCCGGGCAAAUGCGACAUGGCUUCACUGCUUCAGUGGAAUAGCCCCUUAAUUACUGCCCAGGAAAAAUGCGCGCACGAUAUCUUUGCCGAACGGGUGCGAGAGUACCCAGACAGAGAGGCAAUUUACAGCUGGGAUGGAGUUAUGACGUACAAGCAGCUUGAUGACGCAUCUACCUCUGUCGGCCGACACUUGGUGCAUUACGAUAUUGGCCCAGAGGUAUUGGUUCCGGUGUGCUUCGAGAAAUCGCUUUGGACAGUUGUUGCUAUACUUGGUAUCCUCAAAGCUGGGGGCGCAUUUGUGCUACUCGACCCAGCACACCCAGAAGCACGUUUGUGGAACCUUAUCAACGAAUUGGAAGCAUCGGUCGUGGUAUGCUCGCCCUUGACAGCAGAAUCACGAGGCUUCAAAGCCCGUGCGCCCACCGAAGGUAGAACCAUCUCCAUCAUCGAGAUCAGCCAAGGGCUGGUUGAUGAGCUGCUUUCUUCCGCAAAAAGCGAAUUGGACAAUGUACCAGUAUGCGAGUCAGUGAAACCAGACAACCUCAUGUACGCAGUGUUCACUUCUGGUACCACGGGCACACCAAAGGGCACUCUGAUAACGCACCGCGCAUUGGCCACUGGAUUGAGAGAACAUGCGGUUGCUACGGGCAUGACGUUGCUAGGACCCGACACUAGGUCCUUACAAUUCGCAUCGUACAGUUUUGAUGCGUCAAUCGGUGACAUCUUUACCACCAUUGAAGUAGGUGGCUGUCUUUGCAUUCCGAAAGAAGAAGACCGUAGCCCGGCCGACGUCACAGCUUUCGUGGCAAGAAGCAGGGCCACUUGGGCAGGUAUCACUCCUUCCUUUGCAGCCCUACUAGACCCGCCAUCUGUAGCCACUCUGAAAGCCCUCUGCCUGGCAGGCGAACCGCUUUCUGUGUCGCAGGUCAACGCAUGGGCUAGCCGCCUUCAGUUGAUCAACAUGUAUGGUCCUACUGAAUGCACGGUGGCAUGCGUAUCACACUCGGCCGUCACCCGGGAGAUUGGCGCAUCGAACAUCGGACGUGGAUACCGCUGUGCUACAUGGAUUGUUGAUGAGAACGAUCACCAUACCCUCCGGCCAGUAGGCGUUAUUGGCGAGCUGCUCAUCGAAGGACCUAUACUGGCUCGAGGCUACCUCAAGAGGCCGGAGACCACGGCGGCAGUGUUCAUCGAUAGCCCCGAAUGGCUCCAGGGCAUUCGGGCAAACAGCAAGCUCUACAAAACAGGAGAUCUAGUCCGCUACAACUCUGAUGGAACAUUGAACUUCAUUGGAAGGAAAGAUACACAGAUCAAGAUCAACGGCCAGCGUGUUGAGGUUGGUGAGAUUGAAACUGUACUGAGCACCGGCCUCAAGCGAGACGACAGCCCUAUCAUUGUUGAUUUGCUCAAGCGGGCUAGCCUCGGGGAGAGUGACUUGCUCGUUUGUUUUGUCUGCGUAAGGCCCGACGUAGAGGCUUCUGCGAGCGAGGAAAUCAUUCCUACGGAUUCAGACGCGAUCGAGAAGCUACGUACUGUGGUAGCUAAGAUACUGCGUGAUCCGUCUACAACAUCAUCGCUCCCGCGAUACAUGCUUCCCCAAGCAUAUAUUCCGAUCAACAGGAUCCCGCUCUCCGUAUCUGGAAAAACAGAUAGACGCGCUCUGCAAGCAGCAACGUCUGAACUGACCCGUGCACAGCUGGUUGGGUACACAGCAGCACUUACCGUUUCGGCCGAUGAUGAUGACCUCGAUACCGAUGCAGAGGUACUUCUAAGCAGUCUGUGGGAGAAGGUUUUGAAUGUUCAAGUGACCAGCAAGAGAAGCAACUUCUACAAUCUCGGAGGAGAUUCAGUGAUUGCCAUGCGACUGAGGGCGGAAUGCCGACGCGUUGGGAUCGAUCUUUCCAUUGCAGAAAUCUUCACCAAUCCAGAUCUCGUCGACAUGGCAGGACUUUUGACUCUCGCCUCAAGUCAAAUCUCGUCAACAGCCUCUUCGGAUCUGGUCUCGUCAAAUGCAUCGACAAUCAGCGAAGACCAUUGCAGCGAGCCAUUCUCGCUAGUGCGCCAUCUUGACAUCAAGCUCGACAACAAAUCACUCCAAGAGAUCGCGGCAGAAUGCUCGUUAUCUGUCGAAGACAUUGAGGACAUUUAUCCCUGCAGCCCCAUGCAAGAAGCGUUGAUGGCUUUAUCUGCCUCAGAUCCUAAACAGCAAGCUUACUGCCUCCAUGCAGCCUUCACCUUCCCUCCUGGAAUGGAUAUUCAUCGUUUCCUCCAAGCAUGGGAGCAUACCAGUGCUCGAUUUUCAAUACUGAGAAGUCGAAUCAUCUUGGGGCCUUCUGGUAGCUUUGUCGUCGUCGCUCGAUCUCCUCUCGCAGCUUAUUCUGUCACCGGAAAAUCAUGUGCAGAAGAGAUGGAGUCACAACGGAGUCAAGCAUUCUCCUACGGAUCCCCACUGCUCCGAUUGGGUGUAGUUUCAGGACAAGAGGGUACCCCGAGUUCCUUCAUCGUCAGUAUUCACCAUGCAGCCUAUGAUGGUUGGUCAAUGAGAUUGGUCUGGGACGCUGUCAUUGGUUUCUUCCAUGGAACCCCAGGUCCAGUUGACCGCAGCCCGCCGUUCCAAUCAUUCAUCAAGGAGCUCAAUAUGCAAAGCACGUGGCCUUCUGAAGGUUACUGGAGGGGUCAGCUGAUUAGUCAAGACGAAAACGGCUUCAAGUGGCCACCGGUGACGAGCUCCCAUAAGCCGUCUGCAAGUUCAAGCAAGAAGUUCCACUUCGAUUACAGUGUAGAGACUAGUCGAAAUCUUUCUGUCACCCCAGCCGAUCUUGUCAACGCCGUGUGGGCCAUGACACUCGCGAGGUACUCCGACAGUACUCUGGUCUCGUAUGGCGUUACUCUAUCAGGCCGAGACAUUGAGCUCUCCGGUAUCGAAGAAAUUGUUGGACCGACCAUUGCUACUGUCCCCAGGCAAGUAGAAGUCCGACAUAAUAUGAGCCUAGCCGACUACUUGCGAUCAUUACAACAAGUGAUCAAUUCAGCAUUGCCUCAUCAGCAUCUGGGUCUCCAAAAGAUCCAAAGCCUAAGUCCAGCUGCUCGGGAGGCUUGCGACUUCAACACACUACUGGUUAUUAGUCCGGGUUCGCUUACCGACAACUCCCUUCUCAACGACCUUGGAAUUGUUCCCUUGCCUAUCGAUUCGGCAGAUUUCCAUCCCUAUCCUCUUGUCCUUGAAUGCAGUAUUGAAGACGGUUCACUGAACAUCGAAGCCGCCUUUGAUCCUCGCUGCAUUGAUGAACUGACUCUUAUCUAUGCAAUGCAGCAAUUCGGCCACAUUUUGCAAAAUGUCGGAAAUUGUAGCUCGAGCUCAGCACAUUGUGACAUUGGCGGCCUCAUGGCGACAGCUCCCGGCCAUAUCGAAACCAUUCUCAGUUUCAAUUCAGGAAAGCCAGAGAACUUUGCACCAAGAUUUGUGCAUGAAAUAGUAGAGCAAACCGUUCAGGAGUACCCAUCUGGCAUGGCUGUAGUUUCUCACGACGCGACUUUGACAUAUCAGCAGCUGGAUACGUUUGCCAACAUUCUGGUGGACCACAUACUCGAGCGCAAACCUGAUAACAGUCAAUCUUGUUUUGUUGGCCUACAUAUCGACAAGUCAGCAGCCGCAUUGGUAUCGAUGCUUGCAAUCCUCAAAGCAGGCUGUGCUUUUGUACCUCUUGAUCCCACGCAGCCCGCGUCGCGUCUUGAGUCUCUAGUCGACUCAGCGAAUAUCGAGGUCAUCUUGACUUCUCCAAAUCACGCGAAGAAGUUGGGAGAUAUAUUCCCACGUCGCUGUGUAUUACCGAUUGAUCUAUCUUCACUCUCCCCCUCUGCAACAAGACCUAGCGGUUCCAGGCAGCGCGAUACCCAGGCUUCUCCUGCAGACCAGUUAGCAUACCUCUUGUACACAUCUGGAACUACCGGCAAGCCAAAAGGAGUUGAAAUCGAUCAUGCAGCCUGGUCGAGUGCCAUAGCUUUCCAGAAAGAUCACUUCAAAUUGAGCUCGACCACACGCAUGCUGCAGUUCAGUAACUUCACUUUUGAUGUCAGUCUUUUCGAGAUUUUCACCACGCUGGCUGCUGGAGGUUGUGUAUGCGUUCCAUCCGAACAGGCACGCAUGGAUGAUUUGGCCACGUCGAUUCUCGAGAUGCAGGUCAAUGUGCUAUCAUUGACACCGACCGUUGCGAGACUCUUGAACGGCGACGCACUUCCAGAUGUGAAACUCGUCGUUUUCGCUGGAGAGGCUUUGGCACAGCCAGAUAUUGAUGCUUGGGUACAGCCCGAACGACGCAUUGUCAAUGCGUAUGGCCCUACCGAGGCGUGUAUCUAUGCGACCGCUAGAGACAUCAUGCAGGGCGGUGAUCAAAAAAGCAGCCGCAACAUCGGAAAGGGACUCGGCGUAGACGUAUGGGUCAUGAAGCCCGAAUCAAACACCCUCGCGCCAAUUGGUGCGGUGGGUGAGCUUUGUAUUAGUGGUCAACAACUCGCACGCGGCUACCACAGCAUGGAAGAGGCUACACUACGCUCUUUCACCCAAGAGUCUUUCAGUGCUGCCCCUGAAUCAACGCACACAGUGCGGAUUUAUCGCACUGGAGAUCUGGUUCGAUACGAGUCAGAUGGGAGUCUUGAAUUCCUCGGCCGACGAGAUGGCCAAAUCAAGAUCCGCGGUCAGCGCAUUGACGUUGGCGAGGUGCAGUACCACAUUCAAAGGUCCAUGGCUGCCGACACGCUCUUCCGCCAUUGCACUGUUCAGCUCUACAAACCAUCAGCUGGUGAUCCUCAGCUAGGUCUAGCCAAGGCAGAUCCGGUAUUGGUAGCAUUCCUUGUCAUGGAGCUGGACUUUGUCGACGCGCUAUCUGGUGUGCAAUUCUCUCAUCUGCGCACUGGAAAUGCCGACUAUCCCAACAACAUUGCCACCAAAUUGCAACACAGCCUUCGAGCGGUGCUGCCGGCAUACAUGGUACCCUCGAUAUUCGUUGCGUUGGAUAGACUACCAAACACCGCCUCAGGCAAGCUCGACCGUGGCUUCAUUGCAACAUGUCUCGGCUCCCUCAAUUACGAGAAUUCAAACAGCGAUGUUGCCAAAGUUGAUCGCCCGCUGGAUGGAAAAGAGGAGAUGCUACAGGGCUGGUGGGAGCGCUUACUGGGAGUCGAAAAGAAUCUUGUGACUGCUAACAGCGACUUCUUUUCUCUGGGAGGCAACUCACUCUCUGCAAUCAAGCUGGUCAGUCUGGCCCGGUCGCUUGGCUACAAGACGACCUUUUCCGCCAUAUUCUCCAACCCCCUACUUUCGGACAUGGCGACUCAAUUUGAGCCAGUGCUGGAAGAUGCGGCUGCUUCCCAACUCCCUGUCGGUGUUCCUGCAUCAAUGAAGCUGGAUCUGAUCUCUGAAACUGAAGCACGAACCGCCAUCGACUAUACGCUACCGACAUACGGCAUUGACUUCAAAGAAGUUGAAGACAUAUAUUCAGCUACGCCCAUACAGGAGGGCUCCAUGGCCCUGACCGCGAGAACUCCUCAUGCAUGGCUCAUGAUUGCUCAUAUGGACAUACCCGCAUCCGAUCUGGCGAUGCUCAAGAGGUCAUGGGAAUCUGCAUUCCAGCGAUUCGAGCUAUUGCGCACCCGUAUCAUCCCAGGUCAAGACGGCGCUGCUCUGCAGGUUCUCAUGAAGAGUUGUCCUCUCACGUGGGAAGAAGUGCCGGAUGUUGAGACAUUCGCAAACUACGUAUACGAUAACCACGACUACGGCCAGCCGCUAGCUCGGGUUGGUUAUGCUAAGGCAGCCUCCUCAUCGCAAGAUGGGGAAGACACAAUUACCGUUCUUUUCAGCGCUUCCCACGCCCUCUACGACGGAUGGUCCUUGCGCCCCAUCUGGUCGAGGUUGUUCUCUAGUCCAUCAACUGAGGAUCAUGACAACGAUGAGAAAGCCACACAGUUCAAAGAGUUCGUACGAUAUCAGUCAGCAUUGGAUCCAGUGGAUGCCAUGGCCUUUUGGCAGAAGAAACUCAAAGGCACAUCGGGAGCGGAAUUCCCAGGUAAACCGGCAGAUGUGGCUGCAAGCUAUAUGCCCAUGGCCUCGUGGUCCAUGAAGCAGAAGCUGCCUCUUCCAACUCCAGACAUGCUUCGACAGUCUGGCGCAACAGUAGCGACCAUCGCACAAGCAGCGUGGGCGCUCACUGUGGGUCAUUUCACGGGAAGCAGUGAUGUCAUCUUCAGAACCAUUUUGUCCGGCCGCGCCGCUGCUGCCGCCAGUGUUCCAGGUAUCGAAGAGAUGGCAGGACCAACAGCUGCAUUUAUCCCCUACCGCACACGUAUCGAUCAUAGUGCUAGCAUCUCGUCUUUUCUGGCUCAGUGCCAGAGUGAUCAGCUCGAAGCUAUACCGCACGCUCACAUCGGGUGGGAGAAAAUAUCGCGGAUCGAUGAAGACUGCAACAAAGCAUGCAAACUGCACAGUCUGUUCAAUUUCCAGGCUGUUGCUUUUGAUGACCUGGACGCUCAGCCAGCUGGUAUCUAUUCGCCGAAAGUAUACGAGAAUCCCAAGGGCCUAUCUCCCAAUGCCCUCGACGUUGAUUUGGUGACUUUGGUGGGCGGAGAAGAGAUCCUGGUUACCUUCAGUUACGACCCUGUUAUUCUGCACACGUCACAGGUUGAGAGCAUCAUGGACACUUUCAUCACGCUAUUUGAACAGAUGUUUCAGAAACCGGCGUCAACUCCAGUGGGAGACUUGAGUGCACUGUCGCAGUCACAUUUGGAGACCCUCCAGCCUCAGCCGGCUGUGUUGAACAAUGGAUCCGAUGCGAGCUUUGCAUCGAGCGAAUCGUGCAUGCAACAUCUUGUACGAAAGCACGUCACUCGCAACCCAUUCCACCAUGCCAUUGAGUCCUGGCAUGAGUGCAUGACGUACAUGCAGCUCGAAGAUUACUCCAGCGUAUUGGCUGAGAGACUGGUACGGCAAGGUGUGCGAUCCAACCAAGCCGUCGGCCUAGUGCUCGACAAGUCACCAUGGGUCAUUGUCGCCAUACUGGGCGUCUUGAAAGCUGGGGGUUACGUUGUGCCCUUUAAUCCCAGUACGAUCAGCAACUCGUUACCUGACUUGCUGCACGACGCUAAAACAUCCAUCGUUCUAGUUUCGCCAGCCUAUGCGUCAUCUUUCGCGGACAUCUCUGGCUGUCGAUGCAUUGUUGUUGACAGUGAGACGUUGCCAGUACCCACUACAGCUUUCCUCAAGCCGGCCUAUCGCUCUCCGGUGCCUACAACAAGAUCAGACUAUGCAUUUGCAUUGCCGCCUCCCUCUGCAGACGCAGGUUCAGCUCCAACAUUCGUCACUCACGGAGAGCUCUGCGCUGCGCUGUUCCAAGUGGGGGAGCAGAUGGACAUGAGCACAGAUACUCGGUCCCUGCUUUACAACGAAACAUGGUCCUCUACCAUGCUCGUCGAUAUCCUGGCUCCGCUUGCAUACGGAGGUACAGUCUGCUGUCCGCCGCUAGGAAGCAGCAUUUCCGAUAUUGGCGAAAGCAUCAACUCGUUCGGUGUCAAUGCCAUCACAAUUCCCGUAGCUGUAUCUAGGGUACUUGAGCCGCAACACAUGCCGACCGUACGACAGAUAUGCUUAUACGGCGGUAUCCCGACACGCCACGAUGUGUCUCGAUGGAGCCAAAGUACCAGACUGUUUCUCGCCUGGGGCGUAGCAGAGAUGGGCGCGAUUGCAUUUCUGGGAUCUCCUUCACAAAGUCAACAUGGAGAGUUUGUCGGCACUUCCAUUGGGACUCAUGCGUCUGUCGUGAGCCCGUACAAUGUCUCUGAGCGUGCGCCACCAGGAGCAAUCGGAAUUCUCAAGCUUGGUCAUUCCAAUAUCUCUAGUCCACGUACUGGGCAAAGUGCGACUGAGGGGCUGCAGCGCUUCAGAGCCAACGUAGAUGGAACGCUGAGUCUAGUCGAGUCUACAGCUGAGCCCAAGCUGGCACUCAACGGCCAUAACAUCAAGGCCAGCGCUAUUGAGGAAGCAAUCCGACAGCAUCUACCCAGCUCCACGGACGUAGUGGUCGACAUGUACGCUCCAGAAGUACUAGGCGGCAACCUCCAACUUGGAGCCGUAGUAACGACAAGCGAGCAUGCAGCAUCAGCUGUGCAAAUCGUCUCGCCUCUCCUCCCCAAGCUCAAAUCAUCCCUUCCAUCCUCCAGCACGCCAGCCUUCUUCACAGCGCUCCCGGCACUCCCGCUCACAGCAGCCGGCCAGCUCGACCGGCCCCGUCUUCAGGCACUCGUGCAAACCGCAUCUGUCGACUCACUAAUAACGUGUGCUGAAACACAUCACGACGACGCCACUCUCUCGUCGAGCGAACGCCUACUAGCCUCGCUCUGGAUCAAAACGCUGCAGCUCGAUCCUGCAACGGAACUGAGCCGCAACGACCACUUCUUCGAUGGUUGGAGCGCCAAUUCGCUGCUUGCACUGCGGCUCACGGCGGAGCUGAAGCGAAGCGGCUGCAUGCUGCGUGUGCCGGAUAUAUAUGAGCAUCCUACGCUGGGAGGUAUGGCUGCGGUUAUGCGGGGGGAUGGGUUGGUCGUGUAG